Molecule: messenger RNA, 507 nt
Organism: Miscanthus lutarioriparius
Lineage: Eukaryota; Viridiplantae; Streptophyta; Magnoliopsida; Poales; Poaceae
Source: the annotation of a GenBank genome assembly
AUGCUUGAUACACACAACCCCAUUGUGCAAAUAUUUCGGGCCGCCCGUGAUAGACUGUCUGCGGAUGACAUAUCUGACCAGUUCCAAGACCGAUACUCCAUCAAGCUGUUCUCAUCUCCAAAACAACAUGGCAACAUCUACAGCGACCCAGUUGCAUCAGAGGUCGUAGGCUUGAUUGUCGAUGGCCUAGGUAACAGCGAGGAGGGCCGGGACUUAAUAGUGCAGGAUCACUCAUCUCAGCUACAAAGAGUAAGCGAGGCACAUUGCAAGUUCAUAUCAAUGCAAUAUCCGUUGUUAUUUCCAUAUGGAGAAGAUGGAUUCCAUGAAGAUCUUCACUACAUGCCAUGUCCUCGCUCUCACAACAUCAAACGAAAAAAGGUCACCAUGGCAGAAUAUUAUUCAUACCGGCUGCAUGAUAGAGCUGAUGACUUCAACACCCCUCUACGUUGCAGCAGGCUAACACAAGCAUACAUCGUUGAUGCCUACUGCUGCGUUGAAGUUGAGUGA